CCCAAACCAUUAGCGUCCAUCACAAAGAGUCCUCACCGGCGGAAGCCCAAAAGAUCUACGACGACCAGCCAUGUUUCUUGUGCAGAAGAACUCGCUUCAUCGUUUCCCUUUCCUCCCCUCUUCCCCCCCCAAAUCUCCGCCUGCCUCCUUGGCACGACCCUUCGAGGACGUCCUUGCCGCCCGCCUCCUCUCGCUCCUCCCCCUCCCCGACUCCUCCCCUUCCCUCGCCCUCUCCUGGCUCGCCCGCGCCGUGCGUCUCCUCGCCCUCACCCUCUCCGAUGCCGCCGCCUUGCUCCCUGACGCCACCUCCUCCUCCGACCGCGACGCCGUCGCCGCAUACCUCGACUCCGGCGUCGCCCUUCUCGACGCCUGCAACGCCGCCUCCGCCGAGGUCGACCGCCUCCUCCGCCGUCGCCUCCACCUCCGCUUCGCCCUCCACCUCCUCUCCUCUUCCGACGAGGGCCGGAACCCGGAGAAGCUAAGCCGGGCGAGGGGCUCCUUGGCCGAGUGGCGGAGCUCCUCUCCCCGCCCGACCGGCGACUUGGCCCGGUCCCUCGCGCCCGCCCAGCCCUCCCGUGGCAAACUCUCCGCCGUCCGUAGGGCGAUCUACGCCGUGGAGGCCGUCUCCUUCCUGCUGUCCGGCGUCCUCGCGUCCGCCCUCGGCGGUGGGGACGUUGCCGCUCUCGUCCCCGCCGACCUCCCGUGGGCGAACGAAUACCGCAAGGUGGCCGCGGCGGUCUCCCACAAGCUAGCCGGCGACCGCUCCCCCGCCGAGUUGAAGGCGGUGGAAUCGGCGGUCAAAAAGAUGACGGACGUCAUGGAUGGGAUCCGAUCAAACGGUGGCGGAGACGACGCCGAAAGCUUACGGAAAGCGGUCGAAGCGACGGAGAAAGCGACAGGCGAGUUGACGGAGUCGUUGGACGCCUUAUCAGGCGCCGUCAACGAGCUGUUCCGUUCCGCGUUGGCGUUGAGGAACACGGCGUUACAUGGCUUCCGUGCCGGUCCGGCGGGAUGUAAAUAGUUGUGGGAACGGAGGGCAAACAUGGAAGUUUUCUUAGGAAAAGGGUGCACAGAAUACAAAUGGGGUGUAUAAACUGCUGUAUCUCUGGUGGCAAAAAGGAAUUCAAAUGGAUGACACAUCUGUAGCGUGAUUUGGUCGAUUCAAAUAUACAUUUAUCCCUCGGUUAA
Molecule: messenger RNA, 1188 nt
Organism: Musa acuminata AAA Group (dessert banana)
Lineage: Eukaryota; Viridiplantae; Streptophyta; Magnoliopsida; Zingiberales; Musaceae
Product: protein BPS1, chloroplastic-like
Exons: 1
Coding region: 71-1021 (316 amino acids)
Source: RefSeq, a predicted model, not a curated record